AUGCAUCACACAAAUUCAUUUAUAUCUAUUAUCAAUAGACACGAGACAUCCAUGGAAUCUGGUAUAGUUUUUGAGUCGUCGGAUACCUCUUUACCUGAUAAGUCAGUUUCAUCUGACACAAGCGAUACAUUUGCGAAUGAGAAUGAGAGAUUUAUCCAAGCAGCCGACGUGGGUAUCACUGAUAGUACCUACAUAAAAAAUAUGUCUUCAUCAUCAAGUGCGUCCGUAAGUACGAUCGACCGUCCAUCCAAACGUCGAAAUUUGGCUUUCAAAAGUGAUCAUCAAUCGAGAGUUUUUUCUAAGCAGCGCUUUCGUCACGAUAGAUUAUUUCGUCGUACAUAUUCACUGAAUCGAAAGUAUGUCAUUGCGAUGACAAAUAUACUUUUUCAAAUGGAAAAAGAUAUCUAUAAAUUGAAACGACGUACGCAAUGCAUCGAACAAAUGCUUGCCGAUCACUCUCAAGCAAAACGACCAAUCAUCCGUAUCCCACGAUUGACACCGGAUGAGAUCUCGACGAUAUGUGUGAAGAAGACUAAUAAAAGAGAAAGUACCACUUCCGAAGAUUUGGAAAAUUCAAAUCAUCUACAAACAGUUGCUAUAACUAGUAUCAAUUCACCAAAUGAACAUAAUGAUGGUGCAUCAUGCUCUGUUGCCUCUGGAACUCCACGUGGUUCAACUGAUGGAAUAAUUAACAAAGAAAAAUCAUAUAAUCAAAAACCAAAGUUCUGUACAGCUUGUCAACAUGAAUUCUCGCAUCGAUCGGCUUAUUUACGCCAUAUCAAAAACAUACACAACGGAAUAGUUCCAUCAAUAUCGGAAGAUGCUGUUUUAACUAAAAAUGAUAAUACUUCGGAUCAUUCAACUACGACUGAACAGACCCAAGCUCAUGAUCCGGAAACCGACAGUGAAUUAUCCCAUUUCCUCGUUAAUCAAUGGGACAUUGGAGAAGGUCGAUUACGGCCAAGACUGAACAUAAAACCAAAUAAUGAAGCCAGACAUAAAGCUAAAUGUGAAAUAUGUAAUAAAUUCUUCCAUGCUGGAUACAUCAAGAAACACAAAAUACGCGCUCAUCCUUCACCUCCGUCAUCACCUUUACCGAAGGAUAUUCCUGAUCUAAUUCAAUCGACUGUUGACAAACCUGUAGAUGCAACUUCACCGAUUUCGAAUGAAUCCGCACCAGUUAACACAACGGAUUCUCCAUCGAUGAUUAAUGUUGCAGCAAUGGAUAUCGACGAGAGACAUCUCGACUUUAAUGUACAAUCGAGUAAACAAUUCGUUAUCGCCACAACUUGUCUCCAGCGUUAUCAAUUAGAUCUAGUAGACGAAUUCUUACGAAAGUUUUCUUCCGAAGUUCUUCUAAAAUCGGUCGUCGAUUUUGAAACGACCCAUUUAAUUGUUGAUGACGAGCAACAUCCGUUUCGUUCUUCGCUAUCGAUCAAGUUGGUAGAAGCUGUUGCUAACCAUUGUUAUUGUGUUUCCUAUCAAUGGAUAAUCGAAUGUCUUCAAUACGAUCGACUUGUCGAUGAAGCUCGCUUUGAAAUCGAAGGUGAUACGACUCAUUCGCAAAUAUUUGGUGGCCCAAGACGUUCGCGCUUGAUCGACAAACGCCAUUCGUUAUUUGACAACAUUUGUUUCAUCAUUAAAUGUACAGAAAAUAAUGAUAUUAAAUUAACCAAUGAACGUUUGCAAGGUUUAAUCACGACAUGCGGUGGGAAAAUCAUAACGUGUGUAACUCAAAGUGCACUUGAUCAAUAUGCCGUUGUCGUUCUUUGUGAUAAGCUCUAUGUUUCGGAACGGCGUCAUAAUUAUGAUCAAUGCAGAUCGUUAGGCAUCCAUUUUGUAUCGUCACAUUGGGUACUUGCGUCGAUCCUUGACUACCGACAGAAACAAUUUCAAGAGUUUGCUGAAACACCAUUAUAA
Adineta ricciae is the source of this 1920-nucleotide messenger RNA. NCBI's taxonomy places the organism in Eukaryota, Metazoa, Rotifera, Eurotatoria, Adinetida, Adinetidae. The record is from the annotation of a GenBank genome assembly.